AUGGCUUCGGCUCCUCCUUGCACAGAUGACAAUGAGCCAUUAGAAGUCUUCAGUCCGGAUGACAAAGCGUUACAUAUCAACCCUCGAUUUGAGCCCGGUUCAUCCUGGAUUUUUGGGAACCGUGGUGAUGAACAGAUAGUGCUGAAUGCUUUAAUUAACAACAAGUGGGGGGUCGAAGAGCGUUACGCAAAUGUCUUUAAAGAAGGGUCUCCGUUUACGAUACGGAUUUUAGUGCUGACUGAGUAUUUCAAGGUCUUGAUUAUUACUCCGUCUAGGUACAUAUAA
Enterobius vermicularis (human pinworm) is the source of this 285-nucleotide messenger RNA. The record is from the annotation of a GenBank genome assembly. Lineage: Eukaryota; Metazoa; Nematoda; Chromadorea; Rhabditida; Oxyuridae.